Molecule: messenger RNA, 972 nt
Organism: Drosophila grimshawi
Lineage: Eukaryota; Metazoa; Arthropoda; Insecta; Diptera; Drosophilidae
Product: sulfotransferase 1 family member D1
Exons: 4
Coding region: 1-972 (323 amino acids)
Biological process (GO): sulfation
Cellular component (GO): cytoplasm
Molecular function (GO): sulfotransferase activity
Source: RefSeq, a predicted model, not a curated record
AUGUACGAGAGUGAAAGUCUUAAAACGUUGGCCACAAAGCCCAUGAUGCGGAUGCGUUGCACGGGUGAAUUGGAUGGCUCCUGGCUUCCACUGAAGCAGGAUUGGAGCACUCGCUGGUGCUCACUGCAAGAAUCCUACAAGGAGGUGUGCGCGCAGCGAAUCCAUAACUUUGAGACUCGUGAGAGCGAUGUGUUUGUAGUGACCUUUAUGAAAAGCGGCACAACUUGGAUGCAGGAGCUGGCCUGGUUGCUACUCAACCAACUGGAUUUCAACAGUGCUAAAGGCAGCUUUUUAUAUUACCGUAGUCAAUUUAUAGAAUUUCUAAUGAACGACCCAUCGGGUAUAGAUACAAUAACUGCCUGUGAGAAGAUGAUCAGUCCACGUCUUAUCAAAUCCCACUUGCCAGCUCAACUGCUGCCUCGUGAAAUUUGGCAAGAAGGUCGUAAAAUAAUUUAUUUAGCCCGAAAUCCCAAAGAUGUUGUUGUAUCUAGUUAUCAUUUCUUGAAUGCCAUUACACUCUGGAAGGGUGACUUGGAUACAUUUGUCGAUGAGUUUGUGAAUGAUCAGAUUUGUUACACAUCCUACUGGUCACAUGUCAUCGACUUUUGGCGAAUGCGCAAUGAACCCAACAUUUUCUUUGCGACCUACGAAGAGAUGAAACGGGACCUAAGAAAUGUUAUUGAGAGAUUGUGCAAGUUUUUGGCAGUACCAAAUGUCGAAGAAGAGAUUAUGAAUCAACUUCUGCAUCACUUGUCUUUUGAUACCAUGAAAGGAAGUGAACAUAAUAAUCCGACUCGUCGAAUAAAGCAAGGUCUGAAGACGACUGAAGAUUUUGAAUUUAUGCGACGUGGUAUUGUUGGUUCCUAUAAAGAUGAGCUAAGUGCAGUGGCUAAGGAAAAAAUGGAUAAAUGGACAAAAGAUUCUUUGAAGGAUUAUGGUAUCACUGAGUCCGAUAUAUUUGGUGAAAUAUAG